CAGAAGCGAAGAUAAAUCAGUGGAAAUAUGGAAUCGCCACCGAUGUUCAACAGCGUCGAGGACGAGUGCAGAUAUUGGAAGGAACGCUCCAAGCAGUACCACAAAGAGUGGACAGACGUGAAACAGGAAUACGACGAAUUUGUGGAGCAGUCCCGUGAAAUGGAAAUCGAAAUGGACGCCACUCUGGACCAAAAGCAGAGUAUAAUCAAAGAUCUCACAGCCAAGCUCACAAUGUUUGAGCGGGAAAACGAGUCCCUCAAGCUCAAGUUGGACUCGCAUGGCAUUGAAAUGUCAAACAUGGAGAAGCAGCUGGAAACAGUAAAGAAGGAGCGCGACACCAUGAAGGUGUAUCUGCGGCAAUUGGAGCAGAAGAACGACGAUCUGGAGCGUGCCCACCGCAUACUAAACGAAAGCAUAGAGAACUUCGAAAAGAUGCUGGAUCAGGCGUACGAGAAGAACGCACUUCUAGAGCUGGAAGUGGAUGAGAAGGGUUUGUUGCAGGAGAAGCUACAACGGCUGAUGGACGAGACGAGAGAUCUCAAGCAGGAGCUUAAUGUCAAGUCACGCUUUACCCCAGUGGUCAAUGGAACGAGCAUUCCCACGGCCAGCGACACCAACACGGUGAACAGCUCCAUGAACUCGUCCGCCUCGCUGCCAAACGGCAUUGUGGCCAACGGUGAUCUGGCGAACCACGACAAUACCGCUGUCGCCACAAGAACCACCAGCGUCAGCGUGAACGCCCUCAAUGGAAGUUUAGUUAAUAGAAACGAAUAUAGCCAGCAGCAUUCGCUUAAAAAUCCCGAGAACCAACUCAAUGGCAAUUCCAUGAACCCCAGCUCCCGCACAACGGCGCUCAACAUUGUGGCCGACAUGUUAAGAAAACUAAACGCCAUGGAGACGAAGCUGAAGACGUACCGCGAGAAUGGCCAGCCCAUGCCGCAGCGGCUCCGCUCCGCGCAACAGUCCACCCAUCCGGCGCUGGCCGGACUUGCUUGCCUCUCGCUGGAUGCCGAGUAAUGGUGGUCACCGCCUCCUCCUCCUCCUCCUCCUCCUCCUCCGCCUCCGCCUUCUCAUCCUCAUAUUCAUCCUUAUCAUCAAGCAUAUCCCCAAUCAUCAAGGGCGGGACACGGUUUAGUCGGCUUUACGUUUACGUUACGUUACGUUAAUGUUACUGCUAGCAUUAAUUUUGCUUCUGCUGCCUCUUUAUUUAUUUGACCUUACUUGACUUGUAUAAAUCAUUUGCGAUAUUAUAAAUUAAACAACAGUUGAUGUUGUCGUUCUCGAGCCCAACAUAUAAAAUGCCUUAGUACGAAUUAAGAGUAUAUCUAGCACUAAGCCCCACUCGGUUCACUUUGACUUCAAUUGUUUUGGCAUACAAUGUGUUUAGCGAGUAAGUUUAGAGAUGAUAUCCCAGCAAAAGAAAACAAAAGCGAAGAAGCUCUGUCCAAGUAUUAUACUUCAAGCGGACAACAAAUACUCGUAGCGUUUAGGAAAAAAGACAAGAUCUAACCCGAAAACACAACCGAUCACCUAGUUAUAUACUGUAACUAUACCAAGAGCUAUUUUCUGUUUAUAUUUACGACGAAUAUAAAUUUGUAAAAAUGCAAUAUUGUUAACAUCAAACUGUAUAAAGCAUAACACAAAAUCCAACGAACAGGCAAACAAAAAAAUAUAUAUAUAUGAAUAAAGAGCAACAUAAUUAGUUUAAUAGUAA
This is a messenger RNA of Drosophila elegans, 1714 nucleotides long. RefSeq names its product nuclear distribution protein nudE homolog (gene nudE). Gene Ontology annotation, biological process: cell migration; establishment of mitotic spindle orientation; centrosome localization. Bases 28 to 1017 code for a protein of 329 amino acids. Gene Ontology annotation, cellular component: kinesin complex; kinetochore; centrosome. The record is from RefSeq and is a predicted model, not a curated record. NCBI's taxonomy places the organism in Eukaryota, Metazoa, Arthropoda, Insecta, Diptera, Drosophilidae. The transcript has 6 exons. Gene Ontology annotation, molecular function: microtubule binding.